GCGGAAGACUUUACAUGCUUCUUCACAAAGUCCGUGCAACCACAAGUGAGACCAACUAAAUACAUCUCGAGCUCUUUACGAAUAAAAACAUAAUACGGUUUCAAUAAAUUAUUAAACAAAAGCGCAAAAACAGUUCUACAAUGCUCAAAUUGGCAGUGAUAAUCUCGGUGUUGGCGGUUGCUUUGGCAGCACCCCUCGAUAACACAACUCCUAUUCCGAUCCUUCGGCAGAGUCAGGACGGUCCUAAUCCGGAUGGUUCGUACGCGUGGAGUUACGAGACUGGAAACGGAAUCCAAGCGGAAGAGCAGGGUCACUUGAAAAACGUUGGUACGGAAAAUGAGGCGAUGUCGGCUCAAGGUCGAUUCAGUUACACCAGCGAAGACGGCACACCAAUCGAGUUGACUUACAUCGCUGAUGAAAACGGAUUCCAGCCUCAGGGACGUCAUUUGCCAACACCGCCACCAAUCCCCGAAGAAAUUCUUCGGGCUUUGGAAUACAUCGCCGCACAUCCCGAGGAAAAUGACAUCGACGCGCCCAAGCAAUAGAACGGAUUAUUAAAUUUAAAUGUAACGAAGCAAUCGAGCCUCAAAUAAUUUAAUAAAAUCAACACGCACAUCAGUCUUCCGAUCGCCGCGAUUAUAGCGAAUUUUUAUCAUUUUUAUGAUGAAUUUCGUGUUGCGACACACGUUUUCCUGAGAUAACGUUUUCUUGUAUCUUGGGAAAAUGUCUCGCGCUCAGUUGAAAUUGUUUUAGAAAAUUAUUCAUUUUGAGUGAUCGAAUAGUUCAAAUAUCGAAUAUCAAUGGUAAGAGAAAAUACCAUAAAGCAGGCUUUCACGACUAAGUUAUUUUAUUUUUAUCAAAAUUUUCUUACUCGCAUUCAAUUCGGGAGAAUCCAGUCGAAUUUUAAACUCUCAUUAGAUACGAUACAAAUUGAACACUUCACGUGUUUAUAUUGAAUUAAUUUGUUUUUUUAUUAUCUGCUUAGACUGUACAAUCUGAAAUACGGAAUUUUGUAAAUAAAUUGUAGCUCGUACGCAUUUUAUUCGAUGCGAGCAUCGGGUUAAAACA
Venturia canescens is the source of this 1068-nucleotide messenger RNA. Its product is annotated as endocuticle structural glycoprotein SgAbd-8-like. The coding region runs from base 141 to 545 and encodes 134 amino acids. Lineage: Eukaryota; Metazoa; Arthropoda; Insecta; Hymenoptera; Ichneumonidae. Gene Ontology annotation, cellular component: chitin-based extracellular matrix. The transcript has 2 exons. The record is from RefSeq and is a predicted model, not a curated record. Gene Ontology annotation, molecular function: structural constituent of chitin-based larval cuticle.